Pseudocercospora fijiensis CIRAD86 is the source of this 695-nucleotide messenger RNA. RefSeq lists its product as uncharacterized. Bases 173 to 487 code for a protein of 104 amino acids. Lineage: Eukaryota; Fungi; Ascomycota; Dothideomycetes; Mycosphaerellales; Mycosphaerellaceae. The transcript has a single exon. The record is from RefSeq and is a predicted model, not a curated record.
UCAUGCUGACCCUCAUGAUGUUGCUGGUUUUGGUGUGGCUGCGCGUUCUCCUUUCAGUCCUGUUGCUCACGCGAUCAAGACCGGCGGCGAUAAGACACGUUCGUGGGUCGAUAGCAUCAACGAUGAACCGCCGCCACCACCUCCUGUCGAGGGAACGAUUGUGGACGCACCUAUGCACUUUGCAGCGGAUCAGACGCCAGAUAGGUACGAAGAUGAACUUCCUGGCACCGCGCGAGAGUAUCGAAAUCGCAAGCGACGAGACGUCGAGGAUGAAGAAGAUGACAUGAGAAGGCGUAGACGCAGGGAAAGAAGGGAGGCUGAAGGUGUCAAGUCUAGCGACGGAUCCUCGCACGACCGUCGGCGAACCUUGGCCUCUGGCGCAAGUGGCUAUGGAGACAUGGGAAGAGCUUACGAUGCAAGACCUGCAAUGCCAGAACGCAGGGCCAGCAAAGGCGGGAGCUGGCUGAAGAAGAUGGCAGGACUGUGAGGUGCAUUUGAUGUGGCAAUCUACAUUCAGCGGAUCUGGAUCGAUGUGCAUUCGAUUGGAGUUUUGGGAUGGUCUGGUUUAUUCUUUCGGAAAUGAUACCCUUCUCGCAAGCUUGUGGCUGUAGGAAUGCAUUGAUUGCAGGACAGCCACCGAUGAUCAACGAUGAUAUUUAUAGUAGCAUAGCUAUACUGAAGCAUACCUAUUCGCG